CCGCUUGUUUCAGAACCGCUCCACUUUCUCUCUGUCAGCCUGUCCUCGCUUUGCUGCCUACUCUGCCUACUACGGGAUAUUUGUGAUUGGCUCCCGCCCUGCUGCUCUCCCGCCCCCCUCCCCGGUGGUUGUAUGUAAAUCUGGCCGGGACUCCGCCAGCGGGUGAGGUUGGGGCUGGUGACUCCUACUUCUGCGACGCACACGAGAUCCGAGAGCGGACGAGGUGAGAUCGCUGCGCUGCCGGAGCUGUCCACUCCGCCUUGGUGCUGAACUCCACCACGUUUCUCUCCCUUCGCGCUGGCUCUACUUUACUAUAUUUUUGGAAAGGAUUAACACCAUCUGUUUCGGCUGCGCAUUGGUCCAAACUUCACCCGUGGACGUCCCUCGCUCUGUCCACGCCGGAAAUUACCCCACAGUGUCCGUGGAUUUGAGCGGCUGAGCUCCAGGUUACCACUUUAUUGAGAAGUAUUGCUUUGAUCCACUCACUUCUACUCCUGUUUGGAUUAUCUUUUCUGGAUGUUAUACGUCUGUCCACACAGGAAAAGACCAAUGAAGACAGCCGACUGGUGGUUGGUUGCCAUUUUAAUGGUGGGGAUCUCCGGGCUCGGCACCACUGGGAGACCCGACAAAGAGGGAUUCGGGUCGCAGCCCUAUCGACCAGUCGUAAAAUUCCGACACAAGGAUGGGAUCCCGGACAGCUUGCGGGUAAAAGGUUUUAUGGGACACAGCAGCUAUCCGGGUCCAUGUGUGCAUAAAUACUGUGGCUUGGGACGCCAUUGUGUGAUCAACCAUGAGACUGACCAAGGGGAGUGCAGGUGUUUGGAUCAUUGCAAACCACACUACAAACCAGUGUGUGGUUCAGAUGGAAAGCUGUACCAGAACCACUGCGAGCUCCACCGGGCCUCCUGUCUCCGAGGACACAGGAUUACCAUCAUGCACAGCGAGGAGUGCUUCUACAAAGAUGAUGACUGCAGACUGAAUGACUACCGCCGUCUGAAAACCAAGAUUCUGGAUUUACAUGACAAGCGAUACCUGGGAGCUGCAGGUCACGGGGCCCACAAGGACAGCAUGGCAGCCAAGAAGCAAUUGGUUGACCUGAUGUUCAAACGCUUUGAUGUAGAUCGCAACGGACUGAUAGAUGCUAGCGAGCUCUCACAGGUCAUCAAGCAUGAAGGUCUGUCCAAGGAUGUGUCUGAGUGCACAUUGUUCGAUCUGCUGAAGUACAAUGACAUUAACAAUGAUGAGCACCUUACAAAGGAGGAAUUUUACACAGCCUUUGAUGUUUACCUGCUGAACCUCCCAGAUGAGCAGAAAGUCAGCGUCACAACAGUUACCGUUGGACAGAGCGCCGUGAUGACCUGCGCCAUCACAGGAGAGCGGAGACCGCCUAUUUUAUGGAAAAGGAACAAUCAGUAUCUCAACCCCCUGAACCUGGAGGACCUUAACAUCCCAUCUCAGGAUUUUGGGGAUGAUGGCUCACUGUACAUCACCAAGGUGACCACCACCCACAUGGGUAACUACACCUGUCAUGCCGAUGGAUAUGACAAACUGUUUCAGACCCACAUUCUCCAAGUGAAUGUCCCUCCAGUCAUCAGAGUUUACCCAGAGAGCCAAGCCCGGGAGCCUGGAGUUACCGCCAGCCUGCGGUGUCACGCUGAGGGCAUCCCCAGCCCACAACUCUCCUGGCUCAAGAACGGCAUGGACAUAAAGACCAAGCUGUCCAAACAGCUCACCCUGCAAGCUAAUGGAAGCGAGGUGCACAUCAGCAACGUGCACUUUGAAGACACCGGGGCAUAUACCUGCAUCGCCAAGAAUGAGGCCGGCGUGGAUGAAGACAUCUCUUCACUGUUUGUGGAGGACUCAGCACGCAAAACCUUGGCAAACAUCUUGUGGCGAGAAGAAGGUCUCGGUAUUGGAAACAUGUUUUAUGUGUUUUAUGAAGACGGGAUUAAAGUGAUUCAGCCAGUGGCCUGUGAGAUACAGCGGCACAUCAAGCCCAGCGAGAAGCUACUGGCUCUGCAGGAGGAGGUGUGCCCAACCUCGCCUGGAGAGGUGGUGCAGAGGUGUGUGUGGUCAUCAGCUGUCAACGUCAAGGACAAGUUUAUUUAUGUGACACAGCCAACCUUGGGCCGAGUGCUCAUAGUUGACAUCCAGACUCAGAAAGCCGUCCAGACUGUAGGCACCGACCCUUAUCCAGUGAAGCUCCACUAUGACAAAUCUCAUGACCAGGUGUGGGUGCUGAGCUGGGGAGACGUGGAGAAGAACUUCCCCACUCUCCAGGUGAUCAAUCAGGCCAGUGGAAAAGUCUCCCACCACACAGUUCACACCCAGCCGGUCGGCAGACACUUCGACAGGGUGGAAGACUUCUUCAUCCCCGCCUCCAGCCUCAUCGUUAACCAUGUCAGAUUUGGUCUCAUCUUUCAUCGAAAUGAGCCCGUCAUCUACAAGAUCAACCUGGAGACAACGUCUUAUGUUAAAAACAUCAGUUUAUGGGAAUUUAACUGCAUCCCUAAAUCUGUAGCCUACACCCAUGUUGGUGGCUACUACUUUCUGAACUGCAGAUCCGACUCGACCGGCGCCACACAGCCCCAGCUCAUCUUAGACAGUGUUACAGACAGCGUGAUUGGGCAGAACCGUGACGUCACAGGCACCCCUUACAUGUCUCCAGAUGGUCACUACCUGGUCACAGUGGAUGACGUCAAUGGCCUGAUGAGGAUCCAGGCCAUUUCUGAGCGGGGAAAGAUCCAGGAACCCUUCGACAUCCACACCAACCUGCACCUUUCCGAUCUGGCGUUCCAACGCUCGUUCACAGAGAUCCACCAGUACAACGUGUUCGGCAGCUCUGGCCGUCAAACCGACGUGCUGUUUGUGGAGCUGAGCACCGGCAAAGUCAAGAUGAUCAAGAGCUUGAAAGAGGCCAUCAAGUCGUUCGACUGGCCGUGGAGCAGCAGGAACAGGGUCAUGGUGAGCAGCGGACUUUUCGGCCAGUACAUCAUGACGCCGUCCAGGGAGUCCCUCUUCAUUCUGGACGGACGACUCAACAAGCUCAACUGUGAGAUCACCGACGUUCUCAAAGGCAACGUGGUUGUAUGGGUCGGGGAUUCUUAGGUCAUGACGUCAAGACUCACUGGGUUUUGUUUUCCUUCAAAGGUACAGUUGCACUGAAUUUUGUUGCUGAUUGUUUAAUUUUGUAAGAGUAAAAUUAGACGCAGAAUUAGAAACUAAAUUGAUUUGUUAGUCCACUGUCUGAAGGCUGCCAUUUGAACUAUAAAACCAAGGAGGGCAUAACUGAUUAGACUGUUUUUAAGUAGUUAAUUUAUCUCUACCUGGACAUUUGCCUCUGUCAGAAAUGAUUGGUAGUAACUACUAACAUUUUUCAGAAAAAAUCGUGAAGAAUUUGUAAAUGUAUGCAAUAUUGCGUUUAUUAAGUAUGUGAGAAUGCUGUAGAUAAUCCCCUGAGAAAAAAAACAAAUGAAUUGGCAGAAACACUGGUAAACUGUACACUCUAUAUCUGUCCAGAUCAACUCUUGCAGUUGAAGUUCACCCAUCCCCAACUUUUUCCUUGUGCCUUUAAGGAAAAUACCCUCCAUCUAGGGAAUAAGCAUAAUUAUUCCCAGUGUGGCUGCAGACUCCAGCUCAUUCUUUGACCUCUUCAUUCACGGUGCGUGUGGGUCUUCACAAAUCUGCCGCUCUCAUCUGUAUGUCCGUCUAACGCAGCUGACUGUCUAAUUAAAACGAGCCCUUGCUGUGAUCCCAUCUUGUUUGAAGAGGAGACGGAGUCCUUCAUUAUGGCUGCACACUCCAUAACCUUUGAUCCAAAAUUAUAAACCAGCUUUGGAGGGUUUUGACCACUAUCGUAUUUUUUUUCCCUUUAUUUUCCAAAGCGGAAAAAUGAAAGUCAGUGGUGAUGCUAAAAAUCCUACUAGGUUUAUACACAAAGUUAUUUAACAAUGUCUCCCAGCACAGAGUCAAUAUAGUGAUUGCUUAAAAAUGUAAUGACUUCAAUUUCCUUGGACCAAAAGAAAGAUGUUAAUGUACAGUUCAGUGUGGUAAACAUGCUUUGUCUGCUCUGCUUUGCAGCAUGUUUUCAGUGGAUGUUUUAAUUGUGAACUAAUGAAAAAAGCACUCUGGAGGAUGGUGUAGUUGUGGUUUUGUGUAGGUGGUAUUUGAGGACAAGCCUUGAAUGUUAGAAGCAACAUUUUCAGAUGCUUCUGCAGUAGAUGUGUAGCUUGCAAGACACGGAAAAACUGUCUCCUGCUGGACAUAUUUCUAUGCAUUUUCACCCUCUCACACUGACUCUGUAACACAAUGGGCAAAUGUAACUUAAACUCAGUUUAAAUUUAAAUGUGUAUUUAUUAUAUAGAGCUUUUCUGUCUUUCCUGUUCAAACUUCCUCAUAUAUAUUUUAGUUUUAAUUUCUGUCACGUUUUUCUCUCCUGGAGACAAGAAGGAAAUGCUGAUAAUGAACUCUGUUCUGUACAUAGCUGCCGACUGUGAAUCCAUUAGUUUUUCAUGUGUGCACACAUUGUUCAUUUUACAACCAAAUACUCAGCACAGUCCUUUUACAGAAUCAAAACAUUCAACUGUCAUCUUCUUCCUGUUCCUCGGCACAUUUUGAUCAACGCUUUCAGCUUCAUAUAUCCAUGUGUUGUAUGUUCCUUCAUGUGAUUGUUAUUUAAAAAUAAACCCCGCUUGUCAUUUUACUCAAUAAUAAAAGGUAGA
Molecule: messenger RNA, 4721 nt
Organism: Xiphophorus maculatus (southern platyfish)
Lineage: Eukaryota; Metazoa; Chordata; Actinopteri; Cyprinodontiformes; Poeciliidae
Gene: fstl5
Product: follistatin like 5
Exons: 17
Coding region: 517-3108 (863 amino acids)
Biological process (GO): cell differentiation; multicellular organism development; regulation of BMP signaling pathway
Molecular function (GO): calcium ion binding; protein binding
Source: RefSeq, a predicted model, not a curated record